GUUUCCGGCCGCGGCGGACACUUCCAGCGGAGGGACUGUCCCGUGGCACCCGGCCGGGCCGACGAAGACGGGAGGACGGGAACAGCGACGAUGGACGAUCACAACCUGGAGGAGUUCCGCCGGCGCUGGCAGGAGGAGCUGGCACAAGCCCAGGCGCAGAGGAAGAGGCGGCGGCCCGAGGUGGCGCCGGGGCGCGGCGAGCAGGCUUCGGGGUACCUGGCGCUGGCCCAGGGCCUCCUGGAGGGCGCAGGGCGGCCCCCGGUGGCGCGGGCUACGCGGGCUGAAAAGCAGGACGCGGCCAGCCCUUCCCGCUCUCCUCCGGCCCGCGAGGGCGCCGGGGGUGGGGAGCAGCUGCAGGAGCAGCUGGUGGACCAGCUCAUCCGCGACCUGAAUGAAAUGGAUGAUGUGCCCUUCUUUGAUAUCCAACUGCCUUAUGAAUUGGCAAUCAAUAUAUUUCAGUAUCUGGACAGGAGAGAAUUAGGAAGGUGUGCACAGGUGAGCAAGACAUGGAAGGUGAUUGCGGAAGACGAGGUGCUAUGGUACAGGCUGUGCCAGCAGGAAGGGCACCUUCCUCAGAGCAGCAUCUCCGAUUAUUCGUGCUGGAAGCUCAUCUUCCAAGAGUGCCGAGCCAAGGAACACAUGUUAAGAACCAACUGGAAGAAUCGCAAGGGUGCCGUGAGUGAGCUGGAACACAUCCCUGACGCGGUUUUGUGUGAUGUGCACUCUCACGACGGCGUGGUCAUUGCCGGAUAUACAUCAGGGGACGUGCGGGUGUGGGACACCCGCACCUGGGACUACGUGGCCCCCCUCCUGGAAUCCGAGUAUGAGGAGGACGAGCCUGGAAUGCAGCCAUAUGUCUCCUUUGUGAGGAUAAACAGCUCGCUGGCGGUGGCGGCUUAUGAGGAUGGAUUUCUUAAUAUCUGGGAUCUAAGGACUGGAAGGUACCCUAUUCAUCGUUUUGAGCACGAUGCAAGAAUCCAGGCACUAGCGCUUAGCCGGGAAGAUGCAACCGUCGCCACAGCCUCGGCGUUCGAUGUCGUAAUGUUGUACCCCAAUGAGGAGGGAUUCGGGCAAGUAGCUGCAGAAUUCGAAGUUCAGAAACUGGUGGACUACCUUGAAAUAGUUCCAGAUACUGGAAGGUACCCUGUGGCAGUGGCUGCUGCCGGAGAUCUGGUCUACCUGCUAAAAGCUGAAGACUCUGCCAGAACCCUUCAUUAUGUCUACGGCCAGCCCGUCACGUGUCUGGAUGUUUCAGCCCACCAGGUUGCUUUUGGCGUGAAGAGUCUUGGAUGGGUGUACGAAGGAAACAAGAUCCUGGUGUACAGCCUGGAAGCAGAACGCUGCCUGUCGAAGCUGGGGAACGCGCUUGGUGACUUCACGUGCGUCAACCUCAGGGACAGCCCUCCCCACUUCAUGGUCAGCGGCAACAUGGACAGGAGGGUGCGGAUCCAUGACCUCCGCAUGGACAAGAUCGCCCUGUCACUCUCCGCCCACCAGCUAGGGGUCUCUGCUGUCCAGAUGGACGACUGGAAGAUCGUCAGCGGGGGCGAGGAGGGCCUGGUGUGUGUGUGGGAUUACCGGAUGAACCAGAAGCUGUGGGAAGUACACUCCAGACACCCCGUCCGCCACCUCUCCUUCAACAGCCACAGCCUCAUCACGGCCAACGUGCCGUACGAGCGGGUGGUGCGGAACGCCGACCUGGACAGCUUCACCACACACAGGAGGCACCGGGGGCUGAUCCACGCCUACGAGUUUGCGGUAGACCAGUUGGCCUUUCAGAGCCCGCUGCCCAUCUGCCGUCCUUCCUGUGACACCGCGGCUGGCCACAACUACGACCUGGCACUGGCCUUUCCCCAUGACCACGUGUAGGGGGACUGCCUCAUCGGGACCAGGGAGAGAAACCAGCUGGGCCCUCCCUGCCUUCAUGUCCCCUCCGCUAUUCCCCGCCCCUCAGUCACUUGGGCUGUCUGUCCUCGGCCUUGUGGCUACAGGUACCACACUUGAUUCAAACACUGCCUUCUCCUCCACGCACCGAGACCUCUGCUUAGGCCCCCCCACCCCACCCACUUGGACUCGCCGCUCUCUUGGUGGCAGCUCUUCCCCCAAGGCCAGAAUGAGCCCAGCUCACCCAGGCCGCUCUCCGGACUCUCCCUGGGGCCUUGGCGUGCGCUGGUCUCUGGCUCACCGCUCUCCCCGGUGGCCUGUGCGGGCGCCUCCAGCACUGUAUGGCGGUACUUCUGCAUCCCUUGAACCGUGCUGUAUAGGACGUGUUUAUACAGUUAUUUCAUUAACGAC
Molecule: messenger RNA, 2295 nt
Organism: Tupaia belangeri chinensis (Chinese tree shrew)
Lineage: Eukaryota; Metazoa; Chordata; Mammalia; Scandentia; Tupaiidae
Gene: FBXW8
Product: F-box and WD repeat domain containing 8
Exons: 11
Coding region: 91-1869 (592 amino acids)
Biological process (GO): protein ubiquitination; cilium assembly
Cellular component (GO): Cul7-RING ubiquitin ligase complex; centriole; ciliary basal body
Molecular function (GO): protein binding
Source: RefSeq, a predicted model, not a curated record